Messenger RNA from Gavialis gangeticus (Gharial), 4180 nucleotides. RefSeq names its product SEC31 homolog A, COPII coat complex component (gene SEC31A). The record is from RefSeq and is a predicted model, not a curated record. The transcript is spliced from 26 exons. NCBI's taxonomy places the organism in Eukaryota, Metazoa, Chordata, Crocodylia, Gavialidae. Gene Ontology annotation, biological process: intracellular protein transport; endoplasmic reticulum to Golgi vesicle-mediated transport; COPII-coated vesicle cargo loading. The coding region runs from base 2 to 3652 and encodes 1216 amino acids. Gene Ontology annotation, molecular function: structural molecule activity; protein binding. Gene Ontology annotation, cellular component: endoplasmic reticulum exit site; COPII vesicle coat.
GAUGAAGCUCAAGGAGAUUGAUCGCACUGCUAUUCAAUCAUGGAGUCCUGCCCAACAUCAUCCCAUUUACCUGGCCACGGGUACAUCUGCUCAGCAGUUGGAUGCAACUUUCAGUACCAGUGCCUCCCUAGAAAUAUUUGAGCUGGACUUGUCUGACCCUUCACUGGAUAUGAAGUCCUGUGCUACAUUCUCCUCUUCUCACAGGUACCAUAAGCUGAUAUGGGGGCCUCAUCGAAUGGCUUCAAAUGGCAGUCUUUCAGGAGUUCUGAUUGCAGGUGGUGAAAAUGGAAAUGUUAUUUUGUAUGAGCCAGCUAAAAUUAUAGCUGGAGACAGCGAAGUCAUAAUUGCCCAGAAAGACAAGCAUACUGGACCAGUAAGAGCUCUGGAUGUUAAUAUUUUCCAGACAAAUCUUGUAGCUUCGGGUGCUAAUGAGUCUGAAAUCUAUAUCUGGGAUCUGAACAACUUUGCCACGCCAAUGACACCAGGAGUUAAGACGCAGCCCUUAGAAGACAUCAGCUGUAUCUCAUGGAACAAGCAAGUCCAGCACAUCUUGGCAUCUGCCAGUCCUAGUGGCCGUGCUACUGUGUGGGAUCUCAGGAAAAAUGAACCAAUCAUCAAAGUCAGCGACCACAGCAACCGGAUGCAUUGCUCAGGCUUGGCAUGGCAUCCUGAUGUGGCUACACAGAUGGUCCUGGCUUCAGAAGAUGACAGGUUGCCUGUGAUUCAGAUGUGGGAUCUUAGGUUUGCUUCCUCUCCAUUUCGUGUUUUGGAAAAUCAUACCAGGGGUGUUUUGACCAUUGCUUGGAGUAUGGCAGAUUCUGAGUUGUUACUCAGCUGCGGAAAGGAUGCUAAGAUUCUCUGUUCUAACCCUAACACAGGAGAGGUGUUGUAUGAACUUCCCACAAACACACAGUGGUGCUUUGACAUUCAGUGGUGUCCCAGAAACCCUGCUGUGCUUUCAGCAGCUUCUUUUGAUGGGCGGAUCAGCAUUUACUCCAUCAUGGGAGGAAGCACAGAUGGUUUGAGGCAGAAGCAGGUAGACAAGCUCUCCUCCUCCUUUGGAAAUCUUGAUCCAUUUGGUACAGGGCAGCCUCUCCCACCAUUGCAGCUUCCACAGCAGACAACUCCACAAAGCAGUGUUCUACCAUUAAAGAAGCCACCCAAGUGGAUCCGACGACCUGUGGGUGCAUCAUUUUCAUUCGGAGGGAAGCUGGUUACAUUUGAGAAUACAAAGUCCCAGCAGCAGCAAGGAACUGAGCAGCCACCACACCACCAUGUGCAUGUGAGCCAGGUUGUCACUGAGAAGGAGUUUUUGAGCCGCUCGAAUCAGCUGCAGGAAGCUGUGCAGUCCGAAGGAUUUGUCAGCUACUGUCAGAAAAAAAUGGAAGUGGCUCAGACAGAUUUUGAGAAAAAUGUGUGGGCCUUCUUAAAGGUAAAUUUUGAAGAAGAUUCUCGUGUCAAGUACCUUGAACUCUUGGGGUACAGGAAAGAUGAUCUAGGAAAGAAGAUUACUUCUGCUCUGAAUAGAGAGAGUCUAGCAGAUGGUGAGCAAGAAGAGGCUCCUAAAGAAUAUGACCAAUUAGUACUAAAUGACAGUGAAGAAAGUCACGCUGCUGAGGAGCAGUUCCUGGGAGAGAGUACCAAAGAGAAUGAACAGGAGACUGAAGAUCUGACAUCUGCAAAAGAAACAUUUAACAUCUCUGUCAAUGGCGAUGUUGAUGGUUUGAUUACCCAAGCUUUACUGACUGGCAACUUUGACAGUGCAGUCAGUCUUUGCUUGCACGAUAACCGUAUGGCAGAUGCUAUCAUACUAGCCAUAGCAGGUGGACAAGAGCUUCUGUCUAAGACACAGAAAAAGUACUUUGCUAAGAUGCAGAGCAAAAUCACCAGGCUCAUCACUGCUGUUGUGACCAAGAACUGGAAAGAGAUAGUUCAGUCUUGUGACUUGCAAAACUGGAGAGAGGCUUUGGCUGCUGUGCUGACUUAUGCCAGGCCGGAUGAGUUUGCAGCUCUUUGUGAUUUGCUGGGCACUAGACUUGAAAAUGAAGGGGACAAUCUCCUGCAGACACAGGCUUGUCUGUGUUAUAUUUGUGCUGGGGAUGUAGAGAAACUAGUUUCAUGUUGGACUAAAGCUCAGGAUGCAAGCAGUCCCUUGUCCCUUCAGGACUUGAUUGAGAAAAUAGUAAUCCUACGUAAGGCCGUGCAGCUCACACAGGCAGUGGACCCUAAUGCUGUUGGGGCUCUGUUGGCUGAGAAGAUGAGCCAGUAUGCAAAUCUGUUGGCUGCGCAAGGCAGUAUUGCUGCUGCUUUGGCUUUCCUCCCUGCAAACACCAGCCAGAUGAAUAUUGUGCAGUUGCGGGAGAGACUUUGUCAAGCUCAAGGAGAACUUCCAGUGGGACCAGAGGCACCAAAGUCACCUUAUGAGAGACAAUCCAUGCCCAAAGGAAGAGUUGGGCCUGCAGCUGGACAAAUGCCAUUGCCCCAAGUUCCAGCCCAGCAAUAUUAUCAGCAGGGAGACAAUCCACCACCUCCAGGUUUUAUUAUGCCAGGGACUGUUAAUCCUAACAUGCCAUCACAGCAGUCCCCAUCUCCUGGCUACAACAUGUACUCACAAAUUGGGGCACUAUCAACUUAUCCACAGACAUAUCAGCCAACCCAGCAGUAUUCUUUUGGAACAGGGGGACCAGCUCUUUAUCAGCCCCAACAGCCUGCAGUGCCUCCUGCUUCAACUUCAUACCCUAACCCUUCUCCUAACCCUCUUUACAUGCCUUCUGCUUCUCCACAUUCCAUACCCUCUCCAUUAUACCCAGCACAGCCUCAGCCCUCUCCAACAAGCUUGAAUCCUGGUGCUUCUUUCCCUCUUCCUUCAACUGGUGCAUCCUUCCAGCAUGGCAGGCCAGGAGCUCCAGCAACUUCUGUGGCUUAUGCAUUGCCUACUGGACCAACAGGACCUCAAAAUGGUUGGAAUGAUCCUCCUGCAUUGAACAGAGUUGCAAAGAAAAAGAAGAUGCCUGAUAAUUUCAUGCCUCCUGUCCCCAUCACAUCUCCAAUAAUGAAUCCUGUGGCAGAUCCACAAUCCCAGAUGCAGCAACCUCCAACUUCAGCACCACCUGCAGCCCAGGCUGCCUUUCAGCCUUCGCACCUUCCAUCGGGACAGCCUGUUUUACAAAACCCUUUCCAGCCUAUUCAGCAGCCCCUGGGGCAAUCGAUCAUGCCCCCUGCUGUCUCAAAGCCCAGCACUGAGGGGGCACCAGGAGCCCCAAUUGGCAAUACCAUGCAGCAUGUCCAGUCAUUGCCUACAGAGAAGAUAACAAAGAAGCCUAUACCUGAUGAGCAUCUAAUUCUGAAGACCACGUUUGAAGCUCUCAUUCAGAGAUGCUUGUUGUCUGCCACUGAUCCACAAACAAAGAGGAAGCUAGAUGAUGCAAACAAGCGUCUGGAGUUUCUAUAUGACAAACUUAGGGAACAGACACUUUCCCCCACAAUCAUCAAUGGCUUGCACAGCAUUGCAAAGAGCAUUGAAAUGAGAAACUACACAGAGGGACUGAACAUCCACACUCAUAUUGUCAGCACCAGCAACUUCAGCGAGACGUCCGCCUUCAUGCCAGUGCUGAAAGUUGUGCUUACCCAGGCCAAUAAGCUGGGUGUGUGAUGUGACCUCCUGACCUUUGCGAAGCUUAUGAUGUCACUUUUUCCAAAGAAGUGCAUUUCUAUAAUAAUAUGUGCAAGACAUGGACCAAGUAUCAGUCCCUAUAGCAUGUUGCGGUAGAAAUCUGAUCCAUGGCAUUAAACAAUUCCUGCAAAAUAUUUUCACCUUAGAAUGGCCUUUGCGCCCUGGUGCUUUGUUUUUAUUUUAGUCUUUUUUCAUCCCUAAUGAUUCCUGUCUACAGAUAGUAUAUUUAAUGGAUUAUGCCCCAUAUUGUCCAUUUUAAAUGCAUGCUAUACUGCUAAACAGUGGCUUUUAAUAUACAGGAGUAUCCUACAGUGACCCUACUCCUAUCAAAGAAGAUGAUAGAUUGUGUAUCAGACCUUCAAACAAAUUCUGUCCCUUACCUCGCUCCCUGUCAUUCCUUCAUAUCCACCAGAUUAAAGUGUCUGAUCCUGUUUUAAAUGUAUUUGGUCUUUCAUUUUUUUUAGAACUGCUUUCAGUUCAGCCCAAUAAAAUUAGAUGUUGAACAGC